CGUGGAACAUGUUGGCUUGCUUAUCUGUUCCCUCAAUUACAGCACAGGUUGUUGGAGCUAUAAUUGUAGUUUGUCACUUAUCUUGCAGGCACAGUAAUAACACCAAGCUGUCGCGGAUGCAUUUCUUUUUGGGAGAUGCUUCAGAGGAUAAGAAGUGCAAUGUUCAAGCGCCUUGAUCACGCACUAGUGCAAUGUCUUCCGAAACUAGUGCGGUGAAGACUCUGGACGAAGUCGAGAAGAACUCGCAGCUCGAGACCUACGACGAAAAGCUCGGGUUAGACGCACUCGAUACUUCUGACGGUGAUGCGGCUCUUCAGCUCGUCGGCGCACGAGCAACGGCACACUUCAGUGAGGAGUAUAACCGAAAGCUCAGGCGCAAGCUGGACCUGGUCAUCCCCACCAUUUCAGCGGCUGUCUAUUUCAGUCAAUAUUUGGACAAGACCUCACUGAACUAUGCGAGUAUCAUGGGCUUCCCGAUCGUUGGCCAGAACUACAACUUGGUAUCCAUGGCUUUCUACCUGGGUUACCUUUUUUGGGAGUUUCCGACCGUCUAUAUCUCUCAGAAACUUCGAUUGGCCAAAUAUCUCGGCGGCAACAUUGUUGUGUGGGGAAUAAUCCUCAUGUUGCAUGCCUCCACAAACAACUUCGGAGCCUUCUUUGCUCUCAGAUUCCUUCUGGGAAUGUGCGAGUCUUGUGUCACACCGUGUCUCAUUCUCAUCAUCUCGAUGUUCUACAAGAAGGAUGAACAGGCUAAACGUAUUUCAUGGUUCUACAUCAUGAAUGGCCUAACCCAAGUGUUCGGUGGUUUCGUGGCAUACGGUAUCUCAUUCGAUAGCGGCAAGGUUUUACCACCCUACAAAAUCAUUUAUAUACUACUUGGUGCUCUUGCGAUCGUUAUUGGCAUAGUCGUCUUGAUAUGGCUACCAGACUCCCCAGUCAACGCUUCCAUGCUGACGAGGGAGGAGCGUAUUGCUGCUCUUGAACGUGUUCGGAACGAUCAAGGAGGUACGGAGAACAAGAAAUUCAAGAAGGACCAGGUCAUCGAAGCCCUCACGGACCCUCGCACAUGGCUAGUUGUUUUGUCAACGAUAUUGACGAGUAUCCCCAACGGAGCUUUGAGUAACUUCAGCAACAUUAUCAUCAAAAGCUUCGGAUAUACAUCAAAGCAAACCCUGAUUCUUUCCACUCCUGGGGGAGUUAUUGGUUCCGCGAUGGUGAUUUUCUGUGGAUGGUAUUCUGACAAGAAGGGCGAGCGGAUGAUCCCCAUCGUGUUUGCAUUGAUUCCUACAAUUGUCGGCGCAGCCAUCCUUAUUGGCCUGAACGGAUCCUCCAACAAGGGUGUUCUGCUCUUUGCGACAUACAUCAUCGGUACCUUUGGCAGCGCUCUCUCCACGAUUUACGCAUACAACGCAAGUAACACCAGUGGCCAUACCAAGAAGGUGACGAUUAAUGCAAUGACGAUGGCCACUUUCAGCAUUGGCAAUAUUAUCGGGACCGAGAUAUUCCAGCCUAAAGAUGCGCCAGCCUAUAUUCCAGGAAAGACAGCGAUCAUGGUCUUGUUGAUCGUUCAAUUGUUCAUUUCGUUUUUACUACGCUGGAUCAAUGUCCGAUUGAACAGAAAGCGGAAAGCCCAGCUGGCGGAAGAAAAGGCGCGCCGAGGUUGGACUGAUGAUGAUGUGCAAAAGGAAAGAGAGCGUCACGCAUUUGCUGACCUCACUGAUAGGCAGAACAUUUUCUUCACAUACAUAUGUUAAUAAGUGUAUAAAUCUGUCAAUGUAUUUCUGAGUAUAUGGACCGUCUGUGUCUACAUUAUCAAAGAGACUUUGAACUUCUCCACAAAGCCAAAGAGGUUUAUCCGACGGCAGUAAGCGG
Suillus subaureus is the source of this 1872-nucleotide messenger RNA. Its product is annotated as MFS general substrate transporter. Gene Ontology annotation, molecular function: transmembrane transporter activity. The transcript has 18 exons. Gene Ontology annotation, cellular component: membrane. The record is from RefSeq and is a predicted model, not a curated record. NCBI's taxonomy places the organism in Eukaryota, Fungi, Basidiomycota, Agaricomycetes, Boletales, Suillaceae. Bases 192 to 1754 code for a protein of 520 amino acids. Gene Ontology annotation, biological process: transmembrane transport.